Molecule: messenger RNA, 6262 nt
Organism: Malurus melanocephalus (red-backed fairy wren)
Lineage: Eukaryota; Metazoa; Chordata; Aves; Passeriformes; Maluridae
Product: dedicator of cytokinesis protein 2-like
Exons: 52
Coding region: 159-5606 (1815 amino acids)
Biological process (GO): small GTPase-mediated signal transduction; cell migration
Cellular component (GO): cytoplasm; plasma membrane
Molecular function (GO): guanyl-nucleotide exchange factor activity; small GTPase binding
Source: RefSeq, a predicted model, not a curated record
GACGGUGGGGUGGGACCCCCGCGUUCAGAGCGCACUGAGGAAGCGGAGGUUUCACAAGCUGGGGUACACGUGACACUCRGGGGGUGCGGCAGGAACCACCAACAGCCCUGCAGUGCCCCGGUCCCCGCGACACGGCCCCCCCCGGUGCCCCGGUGGCCAUGGCGCCCUGGCUGCCCACCAAGGAGGACAAGUACGGUGUGGCCGUGUGGAAYUUCCCGCGCACCAAGGAGCAUCACCUCCCUCUGCAGAUCGGGGAGAUGGUGCACAUCCUGCAGGCCUCCGAGGGCUGGUACUGCGGGUACUCGCUCCGGAACAGGGCUGCAUGGGGCAUCUUCCCGGCCUCGCUGAUCCGGCUGAAGGGCACCGUGGUGGAGCAGCGGGGGGCGGAGGAGAGCGUGGUGCCCGCCGAGAUGCCMAUGGUGCAGGAGAUCACCACCACGCUGCGGGAGUGGGCCACCAUCUGGAAGCAGCUCUACGUGGCCGGRCAGACGGAGCGCUACGGGCAGGUGAAGCGGAUGAUGCAGGAGCUGAUGGAGCAGCGCUCGCAGCUGCUCUCGGGGACGCUGCCCAAGGACCAGCUCCUGCGGCUCAGGAAGGAGGUGACCGGCAAGAUGGACUACGGCAACAAGAUCCUCGCCCUCGAUCUGGUGGUGCGGGAUGAGGACGAGAACAUYCUGGACCCCGACAGGACCAGCGUCAUCAGCCUCUUCCAGGCGCACCGGAGGGCGGCGCAGACCCUCAGCCGGCGCAUCCAGGAGGAGACGACCCCGCAGCCGAGAGCUCCUGGCCACGGCGCCCACGGGGCCGCUUCUCCCUCGCACAACCUCUACCUGUGCGUCCGCAACUUCGUGUGCCACAUCGGGGAGGAGGCGCAGCUCUUCAUGGCGCUGUACGACCCCGGCGAGCAGCGCAUGAUCAGCGAGAACUACGUGAUCCGCUGGGCCAGCACCGGCGUUCCCCAGGACAUCGAGCUGCUCAACAACCUCAAGGUCGUGUUCACGGACCUGGGCAGCACGGACCUGCAGCGGGAGCGGCUGUUCCUGGUGUGCCAGAUCAUCCGUGUGGGGCGCAUGGACCUGCGGGACAGCCACAGCCGCAAGCUCAGCACGGGCCUGCGCCGGCCCUUCGGCAUCUCAGUGAUGGACAUCACCGACAUCACCAAGGGGACGUGUGACAGCGACGAGGACAAGCAGCACUUCAUCCCCGUCCAUCUCGUGGCCGAUGGUGAUUUCCUUCACAAUAUGAUCCGGAAGGCGGUGGAGGGCAAGGACAUCAACCACAAGGGACAAGGGCUCUGGGUGUCCCUGAAGAUGCUGUGGGGGGACCUGAGCCAGGUGAGGAAGGACCACCCACACCUGGUGGACCGCGGCACGGUGGUGGCUCGCAAGCUGGGCUACCCGGAGGUCAUCAUGCCAGGUGAUGUCAGGAACGACAUCUACCUGACGCUGGUGCAGGGCGAGUUCGACAAGGGCAACAAGAAGACGCAGAAGAACGUGGAGGUGACCGUGUGUGUCUGUGAUGAGGCGGGGAAUGUGGUGCAGCGGGGCAUUGGCGAGCUGGGGGCUCAUUCCACGCCACCUGCCCUCACCUUGGCACUCCUUCCCCCCCAGAUCGCUGUCCCCAUCGAGGACGUCCACAGGACCCACCUGAGGUUCACCUUCCGCCAUCGCUCCUCCAGCGACUCCAAGGACAGAAGCGAGAGGAUUUUCUCCAUGGCUUUCGUCAGGCUGAUGCGCCCCGAUGGCACCACGCUGCGGGACGGGGAGCACGACCUGGUGCUCUACAAGGGGGACAACAAGAAGCUGGAAGAUGCCAGCGUGUACCUGUCCCUGCCCUCGGAGAGGAGCCUGUCCGAGUCRAAGCUGCUCUCGGGCUCCUCGUUCCGUGUGAGCAGCUCCACACCAGCUCUGGCUGUGUCCGGCCGGGACAGCUUCCAGAUCUCCACGCUCGUCUGCUCCACCAAACUGACCCAGAACGUGAACCUGCUGGGGCUGCUGAAGUGGCGCUCCAAGCCCAGYCUGCUCCGCGGGAACCUCCAGAAGCUGAUGAACGUGGAUGGAGGGGAGGUCAUCAAGUUCCUCCAGGACACGCUGGACGCUCUGUUCUCCAUCAUGAUGGAGCACUCAGAGACAGAUACCUACGACACCCUCGUGUUUGACGCCCUGGUUUUCAUCGUGGGGCUGGUGGCCGACAGAAAGUUCCAGCAUUUCAACACGGUCCUGGAGGCCUACAUCCGCCAGCACUUCAGYGCCACGCUCGCCUACAAGAAGCUGCUGUCGGUGCUGACGCAGUAYGUGGAGCAGGCGGGCCGGGGGGAGCCCUGCGAGCCCCUCCCGCGCACCUUCAAAGCCUUGGAGUAUCUCUUCAAGUUCAUCGUCCGCUCCCGCCGCCUCUUCGCCCAGCUCUACGAGGGGAAGGAGGUGGCCGAGUUCCAGAACUCGCUUCAGCGCUUCUUCUUCGCCCUGAACCAGCUGAUGAAAUCCCCGCUGGAGGGUCCCACGCUGCUCUCCCAGGGAGCAGCCCUGAAGUAYCUCCCCUCCAUCCUCGAGGACGUGUUUGGGAUCUUUGACUCCUCCGCGCUGGGGGCCGUGCUGCGGGAUUUUGUGGGGAACCUGCUGCCCCAGCGGCUGCUGAAGCAGAAGCUGCAGUCCCUGACUCACAUCGCCAGCAGCAAAGCCUUCCAGUCCCACGAGUGCCGGGAGCUGGUGCUGGAGGCGGCCCUGCCCAUCCUGCAGAASCUGAUCCGGGCGGGUGAGGAGGAGGAUGCCUGCAUGGAGCUGCUCAGCAGCAUCCUGGAGGUGCUCUACCAGGCCCAGAAGAGAGCAGAGAAACUGCAAGGACAGCACAAGGACCGUGGGGAUGUGGAGCUGGCACAGGUGAAGAAGCACAUCCAGGUGAUCCUGGAGCAGCUGCUACACACGGUCAAUCGCAGGGUGAUCGUUCUGGACCGGGAGAACCCGCUGAGGAGCCACUACGUGGCCUGCAUGGCCUCCAUCCUGAGCCAGAUGGACAAGGACCACUACAGCACCUACAUCCAGGCGUUCCCCUCCCGGCCUGAGCUGAUGGAUUUCCUCAUGGAGACCUUCAUCCUUUUCAAGGACCUGAUUGGGAAGACGGUGUACCCUUGUGACUGGAUGGUGAUGAACAUGGUGCAGAACCGGGAGUUCCUGCGUGCCAUCAACCAGUUUGCUGUGACCUUGACAGAGAUGUUCCUGAGCAACAGCAACUUCGAGCUGCAGCUUUGGAACAAUUAUUUCCACCUGGCCGUGGCCUUCCUCACCCAGGACUCCCUGCAACUGGAGAACUUCUCCCCGGCCAAGCGCAACAGAAUCCUGGCCAAGUACGGGGACAUGAGAGCCACGAUUGGAGCGUCCAUCCGGGACAUGUGGUACAACCUCGGCCAGCGCAAGAUCGAGUUCAUCCCGGGCAUGGUGGGGCCCAUCCUGGAGAUGACGCUGGUGCCCGAGCAGGAGCUGCGCAGCUCCACCAUCCCCAUCUUCUUCGACAUGAUGCUGUGCGAGCACCGCCUCACCGGGAGCUUCAGCCGGUUUGAGGACGAGAUCCUGCGCAGGCUGGACAGCGAGGUGGAGGGCGGCCGCGGGGACGAGCAGUACAUGCAGCUUUUCAGGAGCAUCCUGCUGAACUGCUGCCAGAGCCACCCCGAGCUGGCCAAGCCUGGAGAGGACUUUGUGGAGCUGGUGAGCGGGCUCCUGGAGCGGCUCCUGGACUACCGGGCUGUCAUGAAUGACGAGAACAAGACCUACAGCAUGAGCUGCACCGUCAACCUCCUGAAUUUCUACAAGGAGAUCGACCGCCAGGCCAUGUACAUCAGGUACCUGUACAAGCUGAAGGACCUGCACAUCAGCUAUGAGAACUACACAGAGGGAGCCUACACGCUGCUGCUGCACGCCCGGCUGCUCACGUGGUCAGAUGAGCCCAACGCAGCCUCUGUGCCAGGUCCCCACGGCCCCCACCUGCACACCCAGCGCCAGCUGAAGGAGGCUCUGUACAACCAGAUCAUCGAGUACUUUGACCAGGGCAAGAUGUGGGAGGAGGCCAUCCACAUCUGCAAGGAGYUGGCGGAGCAGUACGAGAGCCACGUCUUCGACUACGAAAUGCUGAGCGACAUCCUGCAACGGGAAGCCAAGUUCUAUGAGAAGAUCCUGAAGGUGCUGCGGCCCAGCCCGGAUUAUUUUGCCGUGGGGUACUAUGGGCAGGGCUUCCCCACCUUCCUGCGGAACAAGGUCUUCAUYUACCGGGGCAAGGAGUACGAGCGGCGGGAGGACUUUGAGAUGCAGCUGCUGAGCCCCUUCCCCAAUGCUGAGAAGCUGAAGAGCACAGCUCCCCCUGGCCCGGACAUCACGGACUCUCCAGGGCAGUACAUCCARUGCUUCACCGUGCAGCCGGCCGAGGGAGCCAAGGUCCGGCUCAAGGGCCGGAGCAUCCCGGAGCAGAUCACCAACUUCUACAAAGCCAACCACAUCCAGAGGUUCAGCUACUCGCGGCCCUUCAAGAGGGGCCCCAACGAUCCCGACAAUGAAUUUGCAAACAUGUGGAUUGAGCGGACAACCUUCACCACCGCCUAUCCCCUGCCCGGCAUCCUGCGCUGGUUCGUUGUCACCUCCACUGAAAUGACCCUCAUCUCCCCCCUGGAAAACGCCAUUGAGACCAUGAUGAAAACCAACGAGAAGAUCAUGAGUGAGAUCAAUCGGCACCAGAACGACCCCAGCCUGCCCAUCAACCCUCUGUCCAUGCUGCUCAACGGCAUCGUGGACCCCGCUGUCAUGGGCGGCUUCGCCAAGUACGAGAAGGCUUUUUUCCAGGAGUCCUACGUGCAGGAGCACGCUGAGGAUGGAGGGAACAUCGAGAAGCUGAAGGAUCUGAUCGCCUGGCAGAUCCCGCUGCUGGCAGAGGGGAUCCGGAUCCACGGGCAGAAGGUGACAGAGGACCUGAGACCCUUCCACGAGCGCAUGGAGCAGUGCUUCGAGCAGCUGCGGGCCAAGGUGGAGAGCCAGUACGGGGUGCGGGAGAUGAUGUUCUUUGAGGACCGGCGGAGUGGACGGCCCCGGUCCAUAGCCUGGGUACCCRACUGGGACCGGCUGAGCCACGCUGGAGCCAGCACGGAGGUGCCCCCGACCCCAAAGCCUKCCCCCCGCCCCUCGGAGAGCGAGGAGCGCAGGAACGAGCGCAAGGAGAGCCGCUCCAGCUUCAUCUUCGGGGCCUGGCGCCACGACCCACGCCAGUCCAUCUCGGAGCUGCCAGAACCCAAGGACGAGAAGUGGAGACUCUCCUGCAACAUGAGCGAGAGCAGCCAGAGCUCUGAUGGGAAACAGCCCUCACCAAGCCGACCUGCUGCUGCUGCUGCUCAGCCCAGCGCUGCAGGCUCAUCCCCGUCUCCCACUGGCUUUGGUGGCCGCGUGAAAAGCGCCAGCAAGCUCCCGCCGCUGCCCCGCAAGAUCAGCCCCGCGGUGUACGAGACCUUUCUGGAGCAGAGCGACACCACGGCCGGAGGGAAGGCAUCCACGUCCCCAACAGCAGAUGGGACCAAAAGCCUCAAGUCACCGCCGCUGCCACCACCCAAGUCCAAGCGACUGUCCCAGCUGUGACCCAGUGCCACCUGCAGCUGCCCAGAGCGUCCCUGUGCCCAACCAGCUGCUGGCCUCACAGUCCUGCUUGAUUCUCAACUGCUGGAGCACCUCUUGCAGCAUUGGCACCCUGAGCAUCCCCCAUGGCAAUGGGACUCCCUGUGUGCACCGRGCACUGCCCCAGUCUGUCCCCCAGCUCUGGCUAUUGCCACCCUCCAGGUGUCCCCUGGGGCUGGGACCCACCUGGCCAUGGAUGCCACUGAGUUCCCACACCCACAGCCUCUCCCAGCCCCUCCCUCCCUCCACCCAAGCUGCCCACGGACUGUGCCACAGGCAGGGAGCCACCCCCCUUCCCAGCUGAAUUUCUGAGCGAUUUCUGCUCCUCUCUCCCCCGACAGCUCCCACCCCAUUGUGCAGCACCAGAACCCAUUUGUGGCUUGGGCAGUGACUGCACAGGACCUGGCCCGGUGUGCACGCUCUGCAGUGCCACCUCUCCUGCCCACCCCUGCCCCAGGCACGUGUCACUGCCCUGACUGGCCCUGCCACGCUCAGCUCCUGCCUUUGCACUGCAGCCACGGCUAAUAAAGGGCAAACACAUCAGCUGGGCACCCAUGCGAGCCCCAGAACCCCCCCUGCUCGCCCACAGCCCACCCAGGGGCCCGUCCCCAGCUGGCACC